AUGCUGGCUGUUCACGCGAGGAACGAGGAGUCCUCGAGGAGGACGAGGAGCUACAACCACAUUCUUCAGCAGUGCGCGCGAGAGCGGGACCACAAGAAAGCCACCGAGGUGCUGGCGGCCAUGGCUGCUGCCGGCAUCGUGUGGGAUGUGUACACGUACAACGCCGUGCUGAACUGCUUCUGCCACCCGUCAACUCACAAGUUCCAAGUGUACCCCAUGGAGCUGAUGGGGGAGAUGAGCGCCAAGGCUGUUCGACCGAAUGUCAUCACCGUCAACACGGCACUCAAGUACUUCGUGCUCAGGAAGGAUCUGGACGGGGCGAUGAAGCUGGUAGAGGACAUGCAG
Molecule: messenger RNA, 345 nt
Organism: Guillardia theta CCMP2712
Lineage: Eukaryota; Cryptophyceae; Pyrenomonadales; Geminigeraceae
Exons: 2
Molecular function (GO): protein binding
Source: RefSeq, a predicted model, not a curated record